Phialemonium atrogriseum is the source of this 1411-nucleotide messenger RNA. RefSeq lists its product as uncharacterized. The transcript has a single exon. Bases 196 to 1200 code for a protein of 334 amino acids. NCBI's taxonomy places the organism in Eukaryota, Fungi, Ascomycota, Sordariomycetes, Cephalothecales, Cephalothecaceae. The record is from RefSeq and is a predicted model, not a curated record.
UGGUGCGGCUGAACUGGAUCGGCCCGUGGCAAAACGACCGUCCCGACGGGAUCUAGUGAUGCCUGAAGUCAGCGGACGAUCCCGCACAGUCAGAUUAAAGUGAUUGAACCUCGUCGAUUCCCAAGCCCAACUAUCAGUAUUGCGUCCUCCUUGCAGAUCAGAGAAUCAAGCGCCUAAUAGCUACAGCCGGCGACAAUGGCAGAAUCCUCGACGACGCUAAACGUCCAGGAAUGGAAGGAGAUCACGUUCGAGCAACAAACCCCUCAAGACGACGAUGCAGCGACCGGCCUCGACCUAGAGGUGCCGUUGGUCCUAGACAAGCUAAAAGAGCAGCAGCUCGGGAGCAGCGAGUAUCGCAACACGGCCAAGAAGCAUCUCCACGAGCCGCGCUCCCUGGUCGCCGCCUACGACUCGCGCCACUUCUACUUCCACGUGCACUUCUCCCACGCCACGUAUGGGCUCUACCGGUCCAAGCCGGCCUGCCUCGUGGUCCUCGACCUAUCCUUCCAGAAGAGGGGCAAAUCCUUCUCACGCUUCCAGGCUGCCGAGGUCGACAUCGAGUUCCGCGAUGCCCCUCUCACUCCAACGGCGACCAAGACCAGUGGAGGUGCCCACGGCUCGGACUCCGAGGACGUCGACGACGACGACGACGAUCUGCAGCCGACGGUGCUAGCAUAUGAGCCACGGUUGUUCUACGGGCCCGUGGACGUCGAGAAGGGCAGCGCGCACGCUACGGCCAAGCUGGGGCUGACGCCACCGGGGGGCAUCGCGGCGCUGGGCCUGGAGCUGGGCCGGCAGUUCCACUACCCCGAGGAGGGCUUCUUCAAGGCGCACGGGACGCUGUGCGACAACCCGCAGUCGCGGGUGCACCUGAGCCUGUCGGAGAACGCGCUGCGCCGGAGCGGCAUCCGCGAAGAGGUCUCGGCCGCGCUGGUCGUCGGCUACGUCCCGGGCCGCCGCUUCUCGGCGCGCGUCACCGUGCGCGCCGACCUGUACCUCAACCCCCUGACGCCCGUGUGCGGCGAGAAGGAUGAGCCGAUUUACUUUGAUCCCGAGUCCAUGAUGGCGUCCGCUGGCGGUAGUAAGAGAGCGAAGACGGUCCCCGGCGUGGAGGGCGACCUGGACAAUGUCAAUCUGCUGCAGAAACUGACACGGCUCGGCCAGUACGGAGGGGUGUUUAUCAGAGAAAUAGACCCCUAAAGACAUUUCUCUUUCGUAUACAUAAAAAGGAAUUCGGCAGCAGUAGAGGGACAGAGUGAGAGGUUUUGUUGUCUAGUUUUCCUCAAGGCCUCCCUAUCGAUGGCAAACAUGUCCAUCCCGUCUUGCGCACCCUGUCCACCCUAUAUCUAAUUCCUAGGUACCUAUAGUGUUUUAAGAGCAAUCCCACAGUCUGUACUGCCUCUGUCCCAGC